GUAGCAAACCAAAUACCACAAACUCCUAAACAAAUAGUAAAAACAAACCAAAAAUCAAAAUUUAUACCAGCAAAUAUAGAAGAAAAUGAAGACACUGAAAGACAAAAAAAUCAAAAAAAGAUAAACAUAAAGCUCAGAAUAUAG
Molecule: messenger RNA, 144 nt
Organism: Scutellospora calospora
Lineage: Eukaryota; Fungi; Glomeromycota; Glomeromycetes; Diversisporales; Gigasporaceae
Source: the annotation of a GenBank genome assembly